Messenger RNA from Malus domestica (apple), 717 nucleotides. NCBI's taxonomy places the organism in Eukaryota, Viridiplantae, Streptophyta, Magnoliopsida, Rosales, Rosaceae. The record is from RefSeq and is a predicted model, not a curated record.
AUGUGUGUACAAGGUGAAGCGUCUAACUCUCAGAGAUAUCAGGGCUAUGAACAUGGUGAAAGCUCAAAUACACAAAGGAUGCAAGAAGGAUACAAUGGAAAUCAAUUUGGGAAUAAUUUUCAAGGUUGUACUGGUUUUAUGGGAAAUGUAUAUAACAUGAAUGGCAACAACAAUUUUAAUACCAAAAAUGGUAACAACAACUUCAAGAAGUUUGGUAAUGGGAAUAAUAGUUUCAAGAAUUCUUCUUCAGGGUUUAGUAAUAGAAAUGGAAAUGGGAGUAAUAACAACUACUUUGGUAAUCUGAUAUGCUCAAGAAGAGUGCACCCUGCACCAAACUGUUAUUACAGGUUGGAUAAUGGGAAUGUACAUAGUUCUAGUCCUUUGAUGUGCCAAAUUUAUGGGAAAAUAGGGCAUAUUGCUCUUGAAUGCUACCAUAUGAACAACUAUGCGUAUCAAGGUAAUCCACCACCACCCUCUCUUGCUAUGACUGCUCAGACAAACAUUGAAUCAAAUGAAGUUAUUGGUUCUGUGUUUUCAAAUGAAAAUGGACAUGGUUUUUCUGCUGAAGAUAAUUGGAUCAUUGACACAGGGGCUACUCAUCACAUGACUACCAAUCUAAACCAUCUUAAUAAUGUUACUCCAUACACUGGUGAUGAGAAGAUCACCAUUGGGAAUGGACCUGGUAACAAGGAAAAUACUUUACCAAGGAAAGAGUGA